Molecule: messenger RNA, 348 nt
Organism: Trypanosoma conorhini
Lineage: Eukaryota; Euglenozoa; Kinetoplastea; Trypanosomatida; Trypanosomatidae
Product: CNH domain-containing protein
Exons: 1
Coding region: 1-348 (115 amino acids)
Biological process (GO): vesicle-mediated transport; autophagy; endosomal vesicle fusion
Cellular component (GO): membrane; cytoplasm
Source: RefSeq, a predicted model, not a curated record
AUGCUGCCGGCCGACACGCCGCUCGCCCCAAUUGCGGCGUUUGUCAAGCGCUCUCUCCGCGACGCCUCAACACGGAGCCGCAACGCCGCCAUCCGCGCCAGCGUUCUCGAGGCCCGUAUACGGCAGGCCGAGCUAAAACUUGCGCGUGAGCGUGCGCGGCAGGUUGUGCUGGACCUCGGCAGCUGCUGCGUCGCGUGCGGGAAGAAGCUGCGCCCGGACGUCGUCUUUGCGCGGUUUCCAAACGGUGUCGUGGUGCACCAGGCGUGCAUGGAGGACGAGCACAUUUGCCCCGUCACUUACAAGGACUUUCGCCUCGGUAUCGAGCCCGUCGCCCGGGACGUAUUUUGA